Ziziphus jujuba (common jujube) is the source of this 1422-nucleotide messenger RNA. Its product is annotated as probable serine/threonine-protein kinase PBL3. Gene Ontology annotation, biological process: protein phosphorylation. The record is from RefSeq and is a predicted model, not a curated record. Lineage: Eukaryota; Viridiplantae; Streptophyta; Magnoliopsida; Rosales; Rhamnaceae. Gene Ontology annotation, molecular function: ATP binding; protein kinase activity. The coding region runs from base 143 to 1333 and encodes 396 amino acids. The transcript is spliced from 6 exons.
UUACCAAAAGACUUUUUUCUUCUUCUUUUGUUUUUUUUUUUUUUUUUGGUAAUGAAUUUACCAAAAGACUUGGUCUUUUUAACCCUAUAUAAAUAGGGUUUCGAGGAACUGCUUUGGCACAUAUUUAUCCUCGGUAUCUGGUAUGGGAAAUUGUUGGAGAAAGCCUGCCAAAUGUGCUCAUGCUUCUUCCGAUAAGUUUUCUGAAAGUAGGAAGCCUACUAUUAAGAAUAAACCUGAUUCAACACCUCCCAGAGAGCAAAAACCAUUUGGAGGUCUUGUAGCACCCAAAGUUGAUAUAUGCUUUCCCAACACUAAUCUUAAGUCCUUUACCUUCAAUGAUCUCAAGAAUGCCACACAGAACUUCCGCCCGGACAGUGUAGUUGGAGAGGGAGGGUUUGGAUGGGUGUUCAAAGGAUGGAUUGAUGAGAAAACUUUCGCUCCUGCUAAACCAGGAACCGGUAUGGUGGUGGCUGUCAAGACUCUUAAGCGUGAAAGCUAUCAAGGCCACAAGGAAUGGCUUGCAGAAAUAAACUAUUUAGGUCAACUUCACCACCAAAAUCUUGUGAAACUCUUAGGCUACUGCUCAGAGUACGACAAUAGACUUCUAGUUUAUGAGUUCAUGCCUAAAGGAAGUUUGGAGAAUCAUUUGUUCAGAAAAGGUGUUCAACCUAUCUCUUGGCCUUUGCGGAUGAAAAUUGCUGUUGAUGUUGCAUGUGGAUUGUCCUUCUUACAUAGUUUAAAUCCUAACAUUAUUUAUCGUGAUUUAAAGGCCUCAAACAUUCUACUUGAUUCGGAUUACAAUGCAAAGCUUUCAGAUUUUGGUUUAGCAAGGUAUGGUCCGACCGGAGAUAAAACUCAUGUUUCGACUAGAGUUAUGGGAACUCAUGGUUAUGCUGCACCAGAAUAUGUAGCUACAGGGCACUUGACUCCAAAGAGUGAUGUGUACAGCUUCGGCGUUGUGUUGUUGGAGUUACUAUCAGGAAAACGGGCAAAGGAUGAUGACAUAGCCGGAGGUGCUGAAGAAACUUUGGUGAAAUGGGCAAAGCCAUUCCUUCAGGGUGAUAGCAGGAGAAUGUUAAGGAUAAUGGACUCAAGGUUAGGGGGUCAAUACUCGAAGAAAGAGGCUCAAGCCGCGGCUGCACUUGCUUUGCAGUGCCUGCAUUCGGAUUCCAAGAAUAGGCCACUCAUGAUUGAUGUUCUUGAUAAACUAAAACAGCUCCCUACUUCAGGAGACAUUUUGAUGAACACCCCACAUUCACGACUGGACCAUAAGAGGAGCAAGAAUUCAAUUGGUAAUCAUCGCAACAUUAAAGUAGUCUACCAUUCUAGUUGACGAACAAGUAAAUUUAAAAAAAAAAAAAAAAAAAAAAAAAAUUGUAAACUUUCAGAUUCUUAACCUAAAAGCUUAUUAUUUGAUUGUCA